Molecule: messenger RNA, 1387 nt
Organism: Eucalyptus grandis
Lineage: Eukaryota; Viridiplantae; Streptophyta; Magnoliopsida; Myrtales; Myrtaceae
Exons: 1
Coding region: 282-1274 (330 amino acids)
Source: RefSeq, a predicted model, not a curated record
AUAUUUGACCUAAUAUCUUAAAAAACCUCCAAUCUUGAUUUUUAUCCUAAUUUUACAUUUUCUCUUAUAAUUGGGACUAGAAUUAGAGUUGGGGUUUUUUUAUGAAAAAAAGAAAAGAAAAGAAAAGAGGGGCCGCUACUUUAUAUUGCUUUUCCUUAUAAAUAAGAGGGGCCGGCCCAACAGGCUCUGAAGGAGCAGCGGCUAGCAAAAAGAUAAGCCUCAGCCUCACCCUGUCUAUCUUAUCUCAUAUUCUAUUGGAUCCUGCAAGCUGCGGCAGAGCAAUGCUGCAUUCAGUUCCGGCGCAUAAAUCUGUGAUUUCAGGGUUUGGUCGGUCGAAUGGGCAAAUCUCCCUUCUUGAAUCAUGGUCGACCAAAUCUCAGACCCGUUUCCCAAUCAGGUGCUCCAUUACUUCCUCCGGUUGGAGCGGGAGGGGUGGAUUCAAGAGGCGCGUGGUCGUCCAAGGAACCCAUCCAAAUUCGGACCAGGAAGAGGAAGACCAAGAAGAGUUUCGAGUAAUGACAGCAACGAGGAGCCAGUACAACGACAUUGUCAUAGUGGACACUGGAAGAUCCCGGUUCCUGUUGUUGGACUCCACCCACAACGUUCACAGCAUGGUGAACAAAGGAGAGGACAAAUGGAGUAGUUCCUACUGGGACGAGUUUGCAAGCCUGCCAGCCAUAGUCCCCGAAGGCCCCAUCGCCAUCUUUGGAUUAGGGGGCGGGACUGCUGCUCAUCUGAUGCUGCAUCUGUGGCCUUGGUUGCAGAUUGAAGGGUGGGAGAUUGACGAGGUUCUGAUUGACAAGGUCAGAGAGUAUAUGGGGCUCUCUGAUUUGGAAAAGCCUAAUCGAGCAGGUGGGAUGCUCAUCGUUCACAUUGGCGAUGUCCUUUCUCCUGUGGUAAAGGAUGAUGGAGGAUAUUACUCAGGGAUAGCAGUCGACUUGUUCACGGGAGGCAGGGUGUUGCCGCAGUUGCAGGAGGUCGAGACUUGGGUGGAGUUCAAGGAGAGGUUGAUGCCCAGUGGCCGCAUCAUGGUGAACUGUGGGGGAAUUGAUGACACCGAUCCCACAGGAAUCACUAGAAAGUGGGAGCUGAAUUCCACAAUCAAGGCAAUGUUGAGUGCAUUCCCAGGAGAGUUGAGCUGGAGAAGAACUGCACAGGCAGAAGGCGAAAACUAUCUAGCCCUCACCGGACCUCUGCCUGAUCUUGAUUUGUGGUCUUCCAGAGUCCCCGGUCGUUUGAGCAAGAAUGUCAGAGAAUGGAGGCCUUGCAUUUGACUUAUCUUGCCCGAACAAAAUUGACCUGUAAAUAGCCCUCAUUUCAUGAUAUGUUUGAGACGUGCAGGAACCGUGUUCUAUCCAUAUUACUAAAGAGAUCAUUUGCAUCUGCA